This is a messenger RNA of Phlebotomus argentipes, 1260 nucleotides long. RefSeq names its product juvenile hormone acid O-methyltransferase-like. The record is from RefSeq and is a predicted model, not a curated record. The coding region runs from base 16 to 1113 and encodes 365 amino acids. Lineage: Eukaryota; Metazoa; Arthropoda; Insecta; Diptera; Psychodidae. The transcript has a single exon.
GGCGUUUCGCGCCCUAUGCUUGGUUGGCGCGCUAGAAUUCAUGGUGUUUUACAAUACACCUUAAAAUACUUAUUUUAUAAAUUGUGCUCUGAACAAACACACACUUUACUUUGUGUACGAGUGAAGAGAAAAGAUGACGAGACACAAUUGCAAUCAGGCAAAAAUAAGUGCAUAAUUGGAACCUCUGAUAGCAGAGCCACUCUCCUAACAGUUCACUUUCGUUUUCCAAGCAGAGAAGAAGUGUGUGUGGAAUUUAGAAUGUCGUUUGAGAACGCAGAAGCAUAUUUGGAAGGGAAUCAAUAUUCCAAAGUUGUGACUAAAACUCUUAUCAAUGAGUUCUACGAUUGGUUUGGGUGGAAAAAGGAUGGCAAGGACUCAAUCCUGGACAUCGGCAGCGGGCCUGGAAAUGCCUUUUACGAAACUUUGUAUUCCCGACUUCCGGAAAACUUCUCAAGAAUUGUGCUUUCGGACAUUUCCAAGCCAAUGGUUGAGUUGCAAAAGAAAGUGUUUCAAGGAAUUGAUCGCGUUUCCAGUGAAAUUUUGGACAUUGGAUCGCCAAUUGAUGAAAAUCUUUCGAAGAAACUCGGAACUUUCGAUCAUGUGACGUCGUUCUUCUGCUUGAUGUUCGUGAAGGAUCAACAACUGGCCAUGGAUAACAUAUACAAACUACUCAAGCCGGGAGGAGAUUGCUUUCAUGUGAUCGCGAUUAAUUCUCCUAUUUUCGACACCGCCAUAGCAGUCUAUGAGAAACCGCGAUGGAAGGAUUAUUGUACAGGUUGGCAGGACUUCUUCGUCUUGCCUUACAGGAAGCUUAACGAAGCCCAAGUCAAAGAGAAGGCAUUCAAUUUCAUGAAACAAGCCGGAUUCUCCAAUUUGAAAGCCGAAAUCAGAUACGACAGUUUCGUCUUCAGCUCUGACGAGGCAAAAGAGAAAAAUUUAAGAGUUAUGCCGACGAACUUCUCAAGGAAAGUCACUCCAGAGGAGGAAGAAGAAUUUUUCCAGGAUCGUUUGCAAUACUUCGAUCAAUUCGCGCUAGGAAAUUAUCGUGACAACACUGGAAAAAUCGAUCAACCUAACAGUUUAUUAAUUUUGUACGGAAAGAAACCUGAAUAAAGUACUCUUGAAAAUAACGCGAUCAACGGCAAAUGAGUCCUAAAAUAGCAUAUAAACACAUAUUUUUAUGAUACACUUUACUUUUACUAAACUACUGUCAUUCUAAUUGAUAGAAAUAAUACAAAAAAUAAACACGUGCAACAUAAA